This is a messenger RNA of Tachysurus fulvidraco (yellow catfish), 1419 nucleotides long. RefSeq names its product ELOVL fatty acid elongase 8b (gene elovl8b). Gene Ontology annotation, cellular component: endoplasmic reticulum membrane. NCBI's taxonomy places the organism in Eukaryota, Metazoa, Chordata, Actinopteri, Siluriformes, Bagridae. The coding region runs from base 246 to 1082 and encodes 278 amino acids. Gene Ontology annotation, molecular function: fatty acid elongase activity. The transcript has 8 exons. The record is from RefSeq and is a predicted model, not a curated record. Gene Ontology annotation, biological process: fatty acid elongation, polyunsaturated fatty acid; fatty acid elongation, saturated fatty acid; fatty acid elongation, monounsaturated fatty acid.
GCUUCAUUUUCUCAUCUCAUAAAUGACACGAGUCUCAUAACUCAUAAACGGUGCUGAAGAGACGCUUCAGUUAUUAUCAUCAUCAUCAUAAAGAAAACCACCUGCUUUUAACAGUAAAGACUGAAGCUGUGCUGAAGCAGCUCAGGUUUACAGCCUUAUUAUCAGUGAGAGAACAGGAGACAAAUCUGGUGUCCAAAGUCUUCAGAUAAACACACCAGACUUCACGUGUAGGUUCAGGUUGUUGAAUGGCUUCAGCAUGGCAGAGAGUCGAGUCACUGCAUCAGUGGAUCCUGGACAAUGGAGAUAAGAGAACUGACCCAUGGCUGCUGGUUUACUCGCCCGUUCCUGUCUUGUGGAUCUUCCUCUGCUACCUGGGCAUCAUCUGGCUCGGACCCAGACUCAUGAGGAACAGGGAAGCCGUGGACCUCAGACUUGUGCUUAUAGUUUAUAACUUUGCGAUGGUUUGUCUGUCGGUCUACAUGUUCCACGAGGUAACGUGUCCCUCCGAGGAGUCGCUCGUCUUCCAGUUAAAGUUUUUAGUGACGUCUUGGGUGUCGAACUACAGCUACUUGUGUCAGCCUGUGGACUACAGCACCAGUCCCCUGGCCAUGAGGAUGGCCAGAGUGUGCUGGUGGUUCUUCUUCUCCAAGGUCAUCGAGCUCAGUGACACCGUGUUUUUUAUCCUGCGUAAGAAAAACAGUCAGCUGACCUUCCUGCACAUCUACCAUCAUGGCACCAUGAUCUUCAACUGGUGGGCCGGAGUCAAGUACUUCGCCGGGGGACAAUCGUUCUUCAUCGGCCUCCUCAACACUUUUGUACACAUCAUCAUGUAUCUGUAUUACGGUCUGGCAGCUUUUGGUCCUCACAUGCAGAAAUAUCUGUGGUGGAAACGUUACCUCACUUCCCUGCAACUGCUGCAGUUUGUUCUUCUCACCACACACACCGGCUACAACCUGUUCACCGAGUGCGACUUCCCCGACUCCAUGAACGCCGUCGUGUUCGCCUACUGCAUCAGCCUCAUCCUGCUCUUUAGCAACUUCUACUACCAGAGCUACAUGACCAGGAGGACCAAGCGCUCCUGAUGAAGACUCUGGACCUGACCCUGUUCAUUUCCCCAUAGACAUGAAGUUCCACAUUAAUUGAUUAAUUAAAAUAUAUAGAAGGUUUUUUUUUUUUUUUUGCUUUGUUCCAGACCGGAUUUCAUUGAUUUUUUUUAAUUUAAGGUGCUCCAGAUUUUUAGAUUAGAUUAUUUUAUGUAUUUAAAGUAAAAAAAACAAAAAAUGUAGUUAAAAGAAUCUACAGAUAUAAAUAAUAGAUAAUAGAUCAUCUACAGAUAAAUAAAAACUAACUAUGACCUUCCAUAAACGUUGUAAAAUAUCUGAUUACCCAGAAAAUAAAACUUCAUCUCACACGUUUUAA